Molecule: messenger RNA, 3895 nt
Organism: Telopea speciosissima
Lineage: Eukaryota; Viridiplantae; Streptophyta; Magnoliopsida; Proteales; Proteaceae
Exons: 7
Coding region: 297-3806 (1169 amino acids)
Molecular function (GO): DNA binding; zinc ion binding
Source: RefSeq, a predicted model, not a curated record
CUCUCUCUUUUUUUUUCUUUCUCUAUCCAUCUAUAUCUCUCUCAUAAUCUCAUUUGUCCGCUCUUGAGUCACGAGUGAUGGGUUUGAUAAGUCGUCCUCUCUGAACUUUUGAGACAUUCUUGCUUCUCUUUUCUUUCCCUUUCCAUUUGGCACAUAAUAAUAUAUACAUCUCAAUACUUCUCUGGAAGAUGCUAACAGUUCAAAGAAAUUUCAAGCAAAGCUUUUUGGCUCCCAAUUGAAUUCUUUGUGGAUUUGAAGACUUAAAAGAAGCAUGCAUAGUGUGCCUGAGUUAAGACAUGGAGGGGACUGCAUUAGACGAUUCUGGUGUUUCAGCUUUUCAUAGUGAACCAAUUAUACUGCAGAAGAUAAACAUGGACAAUAACAAUGAGGUGACAGUGACAGAAGAAGGAAUUGCUCUCGAUUCUGCCAAUCCUUGCACUCAAAGGGCAUUGGAUGAUAAUUCUGGCGCAGGUGCAAAUGCAGGGUCAUUGACAGAUAUGAUGUUUGUGACUGCCAACCCCUUGUCUGAACUAGUAUGGUCUCCACAUAAAGGUUUGAGUCUUAAAUGUGCUGAAACCAGCUUGUCCGAGAAGAAGCCCUCCUAUUUGAGGGGUAUGGGAUCGAAAAAUAUGGUUCUUGCACCUUCUGAGGUUAGGACAUCCAGGGGGACUAGUAGUGAUGAGCCUGAAUCUGGAGAAAACUUUCUUUCAACACAAAUGGCAUCCAAAUUUGAAAGUGAAGUUUCUGAGAGAGUUACUUCUGUCAGGUCUCCUAAAAGCAUUUCAGGCAUCAUUCCAAUCUGUGGGCCAACAGCUCAUGUACACAAUCUAGGAUCAGUUGGAACCAAGAAAGAUUCCGAUGAAGUGAUGGAAUUGCCAGUCCAAGAUUUUGAUCAGAAUGCAGAGGAUCAUUCAUCUAAGAAAGGGAAGGGCCUUCAUUGUGCAAAUAACAUUCAAACAAAUGAGACUUCUGAAGCUGGAGGAAACAUUGUCUCAAGUUUUAGGGCUGAAACUUCUAUGCCAGGUCCGGAAGAUGGGGAUCUUGUUUAUACUUCAUCUAAAAUGGCUCAACCAAUACUUGAUUUAUCACGGCUAGAACCAGUAUGUGCAGACCCUAAUGAAGGAACGAGCUCAAACCCUUUUGGAAAUUUUGUUGAUGUUGGUAGGUCCACAACUCAAACACCGGAUAUGGUGGUUAUGUUACCAUCUGAGGUUUCUUCAAUUAAACAAGGUAAAGCUCCCACUAGCUGCAUGCCAUUUGUGACAUCCCUAGUUAGAAAUCCUGGGGGGGAAGAACAUGAAUUGGCAACUGAAAAUAAUUUAUGUUUGAAGGAUGAAAGCCCUGAGGUGAGUAGAAAUGUAGUAUCACAGGCUUCUGAUGAAGCUAAAUAUAGCCCUCAGCAGAAUGAGGAGGCAUUUCUAAAGGAUCAGGCAUCUCCAGAUGAAGGUUCUCCAAAUAACAAUGGGGUCUGUUUGCUUCAAUUAGAAUCUAAAGCAAGAGCUUUGUCUGAUAGAGAAGUUAAUGGGAGAACCACAAUGGAGGAUAACAGCCAUGAAAGUGUUGAGAGUUGCAACAGCGCAUGGCCAUUUAAAGCAGGAAAGAGACCAUGGAGCUUUGAACCGCAACUGGUUGUCAGCAAUAAAAAACUGAAGAAACAAACAAAUAAAAGUCCUGGUGCUGCAUCUUUUGAGAGUCUAAAUAGUUCUUUCAUGAAUUGGAUAUCAAACAUGAUUAGGGGCUUACCUAAGUCUUAUCCAGAGGAGAAAUCUCCAUUAGCUCUUACUGUGAGGCCUCCUCAUGAGCAUGUAAGUCAUGGUCAGAAGUCCAUGCCAUACCAGAAAAACCUAGAUCCUGGGUGCAGAAGUAUGGGUUUCCAUGCUAUUUUUCAUUCCCUCUAUCUGCCACGGGAAAGGGUACAGGACUCAAGAACUUGGAAUCUUGAUCAUCAAGGAGAAAGCUCAAAAGAACUUGAUCUAGAUAACAUGAUAUGUGAUAAGAGUAGUACUCCCAUAUCAUGUGAUGAGGACAAUAAUAAAUUAUGCGAGCAAACGCCUAUGUCAAAUCAGAAGUUUAACCAGGGUACGUCUGGAAGUGCAGGUCCUUCAACGCUGCCUAACAUUUCUUCUCCACAGCUUGCUGUUCAGGCAUGCCCCAAGACCAACAACACUGCAGGGAAUAACAAGUUGUAUGCCUGUAGUAGUGAGAAAGGUGCACCAGGCUUAUCCAAUACCUCUUUUCGGAAUGAUUCUAAUUCUCCAUCUGGAGGGAAAGAACCUUAUGGAAUUGUGGAGCAAAACAAGUCUUCAACAUUUGGAACAAACAAAAGAAGUCUCUUUUUCAGUGCCUGGAUUAGUAGAUUUUCUCCACAAGUUUCUGGUCCCGUGUUAAGUUCACCUCAAUGCAAGCAUAACAAUUUUGAGACUAAUGAGGGUUCUUCUGGUUGCAUGAGGCUUCUUCCUCAACCCCAGAAUUGUGCAAUUCCUUCCAAGGACCAGAACAAUUUGGAGAAUUGCAAGGAUCCUUCUGCUGAAAACCAAAUGGAUAUCAUUGAAAAGAUGCAGAAUUCUGCAGUAAAUAUAUCUACCUCAUUGGGUUUGGAAAGAACAAAAAGGCAUAACUAUCAGAAGGGCACCUCUAAAUUGAAUCCUAUUCUUCCUUCAAAAAGAUUCAAAAGUUCAGAGGAUAUGGCUUCAGUCUUUGCAAGGAGGUUGGAUGCUCUCAGGAACAUCAUCCCAUCAGUAAUAGCGAAUUGUACAGUUCCUGAAAGCAUGAUCUGUCUUUUUUGUGGCAAAAAAGGGCAUAACUUGAGAGAUUGCUCAGAGAUAGUUGAAUCUGAGCUUGAGGAUCUUCUCAAAAGCAUCAGUUCUGAUGACGGAUCAGAAGAUUCUUCUUGCUUGUGCAUCCGCUGUUUUCAGCUCAAUCAUUGGGCCAUUUCAUGUCCCAAUGCACCCUCGAGAAGAGAAACUCAUUUAGACAAUAAUGCAUCUUUGGUUAACUUUGGUAGUUUCAGGAAAAUGCAGCAGAAUCCAGGAUAUAAUGCUCUUACUAGUGGCAACGAUAGAAAUCUAAAAUCAUUGGAAAAGGAUAGCCAAUGCAAAGUUGCUGCUGGUGCAAAUAAUACUUGUGAAGGGGAAAGGUCAACAAUGGAAUCUGCGCUUUUGGUCCGGAUGAGCAUAAACAAAAAAGUGAGUGAAAUGAUGAUGUGUACUGGACAGGUUACAGAUUUGAAGACAGUUAAGAAUUACUCUCCAGGAAAUAGCUUCUGUCGAAGUAUGAAGGGACAGAGAGCUCCCACAGAACCUGUGCUGAAAGGAAAGCAGAAUGCCUCAAGUUCUGCAGAGAAUAAAUUAAAAGAAAAUCGAGUUGCCACACCCUUUCAGAGCAGUGUCACCAGGAAUAUUCCUGAUGUACCAAGAGGAACCUUUGAAGCAAUAAAGAUGCUUCGUCUUUCACGAAUGGAUAUCCUCAAAUGGACAGCAUCCUCGAUUUCAGCUUCUCAUCUUGAUGGAUUUUUUCUACGUCUGCGGCUUGGGAAGUGGGAAGAGGGAUUAGGGGGAACAGGUUACCACGUGGCUUGCAUUAAUGGGACACUGACAGAAAAACCAUCCGGAAGUUCUAGAAUUUCCCUUUGUGUGAGCAUUGGGGGCUUCAGAUGCUCCAUUGAAAGCCGCUAUGUCUCUAACCAUGAUUUCAUUGAGGAUGAGCUUUUGGGAUGGUGGUCUGCAAUGUCAAAAGCUGGUGGAAAACUGCCAUCUGUAGAUGACUUGAAAAUGAAACUUGAAGAGAGAGAGAAUCUUGGCUUCUAACUAUGGAAGACUUCUUAUGGCUCCCAUAUAUGCCAUCCCAAUUGCAACGAGGGUCUGUCAUGUGAAAGAAAUUCUUAUCUUCUUUUCUU